ACAUAGAGGAAGAGGAAGUGUUGAAAAUGGAUAGUCUGAUUAGUACCUCAAUUUGUGGCAAUCCUAAUUCUUGAUUGACUCUAAUAUUCACAUAUGACUUUUUUAGAAGAAAGAACUGUUCAUACCCCUAAAUAAAAAAAGCCAAAAAAAUAAAGAGGAAAAAAAAUUCAACAGCUGGACUUCGGCUUUCCCUCGUAAGUCGCAAGUAGUAGGAAAGUAGGAGACUCCUUUCUUUCAUCACUCUCAGUCGCACCGCGCCAUAAACCCUUCACCCCGGCCACCGCCGCCGCUUCCCUCCAUCAGAGUCCACAGCAGAGGAGAUUACUCUGCCUCCUCCACCGUAACCGUCGUCACUCGGCUAUCACUCCUUCGCCUUCUCCGCCGCAGUUACAGUUCUCUGUUCUCCGGCAAAAUCCUCCGGCUGCCUUUGCUCGCUUGUUCCUCCACCACCACCUUCGUCUCCUUCGAUAGAAGGAACUUCGCCGGAGGUAAUACCCCUAAUCUAGACUCUCCCUCGCUUCCUUGUCGCUGUAAUUAAAAAUUCAUUGCACAGAAUAACGAAAUCCCCUUUGUUCCGAUUUCAUUAGACUGUUUUUAAGCACUGCCUUUCUUAAAUGGUUUGGUUGAGAAGUUUGGGUAGAGAUGGUUUGCAUAUCUGGCCGAAUUGAAUCCUGAAUUCUGUUUCUUUAGGAAGUAUUACGAGUAAAGUAUGAUUCUUUACAGGUUACAUUGUGCUGUUCAUUGUUUAUCCACCGAUGGCUGCUACAUCGUCUUCCUUCUCUUCCUGCUUGUUGAGCGAUCAUGGAAUCGCUGCCGGUGAUCCUGCAAAGUGCUAUACCGCUAAGCAAGCAGUGUCUGCAAAGUCACUGUCUAUGUCAUCUAGGCUAAGACAGUCCAUGGAGGCUAGUAGGCUUUCGUCGACUACUACGAGAGGUCCCGCUCGCUGCUGCAGUGCCGUGGAGACGAAGAUCAGUCCUUUGUUCACAUUAGGGAAGAAGUUCCAUCUCGAUGAUGUGAUCGAGGCGCAGCAAUUUGAUAGGGAUACUCUCAAUGCUAUAUUUGAAGUUGCUAGGGAGAUGGAAGAGAUUGAGAUGAAUCCAUCCGGAAGCCAAAUUCUCAAGGGGUUUAUUAUGGCUACCCUUUUUUACGAGCCUUCUACUCGUACUCGGCUGUCUUUUGAAUGUGCGAUGAAGAGGCUCGGCGGGGAAGUUUUGACGACCGAGAAUGCCAGAGAGUUUUCUUCGGCUGCCAAGGGGGAGACACUUGAAGAUACGAUUCGGACAGUUGAAGGGUAUUCGGAUAUCAUUGUGCUGCGUCAUUUUGAAAGUGGUGCUACGAGGAGAGCAGCUGCAACAGCUAGCAUUCCGGUCAUCAAUGCAGGGGAUGGUCCUGGACAGCAUCCUACCCAGGCCCUUUUGGAUAUCUACACUAUUGACAGAGAGAUCAGCAAAUUGGAUGGUAUCAAAGUGGCACUUGUGGGAGAUCUUGCUAACGGAAGGACAGUUCGAUCACUUGCAUAUUUACUUGCAAAAUAUAAAGACGUGAAGAUCUAUUUUGUCUCCCCUGAGGUGGUGAAGAUGAAGGACGACAUAAAGGAUUAUCUAACAUCCGAGGGGGUAGAAUGGGAAGAGAGCGCCGACUUAAUCGACGUGGCAUCCAAAUGUGACGUCGUGUAUCAAACUCGAAUUCAGAAAGAACGCUUUGGAGAGAGAACUGAUCUCUAUGAAGAAGCUCGUGGGAAGUAUAUAGUAGACAGUGAUGUGCUGGAUGUGAUGCAGAAGCAUGCUGUUGUCAUGCACCCUCUCCCACGGCUUGACGAGAUAACUGUGGAUGUCGAUUUGGAUCCUAGAGCUGCGUAUUUCAGACAAGCCAAGAACGGGCUCUAUAUUCGUAUGGCUCUUCUGAAGCUUCUACUGGUUGGGUGGUGAACACUGAUUGCCUGAAUGCCUGUGGUGUCUUACUGAGUCGGAUUCCUUGGAAAAUUCUGUUGCAUUUCGUUUGCCUGAUCUGGUUUUGUAGAGGAAUUGAUGGAACCAGUAGUUCUUUCAGUUUUGUUCCUUUAUUUAUAGAUAAGAUCUUGAGUGUUGUAAGGUGAAUCAAAUUAUUGGAACGCUUUAAUCCUUUAUAGAUAACAUCUCAAACAUUUGGGUCAAAAUCGAAGAUCAUGAUUUUGUCUUGUUUUUUAAUGAAAAAACAUGCACAAAAGGGUGGCUUAACAUAUAUUGUUAGCCAUGGGAGACUCAAUCACCCGAUAAAUGUAUGAAAAAAUCAAACAUAACGUAUCAUUCCCAACACAAGUGAGUAUGACAAAGAAGUAAAACGGAAUUUGUUGUCUACUAUUAACUAGGGCUGGUAAUUUGGUCAAGGACUGUUUGGUUUUACCCGAAAUCGGACCAUAUAACCCGGAUCGGGAUCGGACUGGAACAAGAUAGCAAACAAUCCAUUCUCAUAUUCGGGGUUAGAUUUAAGGUAAAAAAAACCCGGAUAAAGACCGGAUAAGAGACCCCAACACUCAAAUCCCCACAAGCUCAAUCUAAAAUCAAAAUCAAAUUGGGACAAUCUAAAAUCAAAAUCAAAUUGGGACUGGACCGGGUCAAGACCGGACCAGAUCAAGACCAGAGUGUAUCCAAUCCAAUCUUUGGUCCUUAUAUUCUCGAAAAGACCGGACUGGGACCGGAUCAAUUUGGUCCAAUUUAACCGGACCGGACCGUAUAGCCACCCCUACUAUUAACAUUGUUUAUAAAGCUUGUUUAAUUAAAAUAUUUGUUUUUUUAAUCUACGUAAACAUGAAAUAUAAUAUUGUUUUGAAGAGACUGAAUCAUCACCAAAAUGUUAGGUUAGUGCUAUCUGCUGACUUCAGUUCCACGUAAACUGAAUUAAUUAAAGUGAAUAUUCGAUCCAUGAUGAUAAUGAUGGUUAGCAUGUUCCACCUUAUUAAAAGAGAAAAAGAGAAUUAAUAAGCUGGAAAUUAAGUAAAGUGAACACACAAAAGAAGGGUUACAAGGUGCCCUUGAAAAAUAAAAUAGUGCCUGAUAAGCACAACAAGUCAAAGGCUAUAAGAAAGAUGGAUAUGUAAGUGGAUCUUUACUAUGAUAAGUGGGGUGGAAUAUUCAUGAAAAGUUGAUGAUAUAUGCUCUCACAUUUACAUCAUUAAAUAAAUCAAGAGUUUGAAUGUUUAUUUAUUUCUCACUUUUCUUCUUUCUAUCUAGUUAAUAUGAACGCUACUAACGGAUCAUUGUAGGAUCUCAAUUGUUAUACAUACAAAAUAACUAUGAAAGUCAAGCACUUCGUCUCCAGUCUUAGGAGUUCGCAUAUUAAUCUUUGUUUGUUCUCUUUGAGUUCUGGUUGCUUUGUCCGACUUCUUUUUUUGGGUUUUCGUUCUCAUGUAUGUAUAUGAAUUCGUUUUGUUGUAUUUUCUCAUGUUUUUUUUUGUUGGUAAUGAAGUUCAUCAUUCAUAAAAAAAAAUAUACUGAAAAUCAAUAUGCAUACUUCUGAUAGUCAAGAGUUAGAGCACAAAUAGAAUCAUUCGACUAAUCAAACUCUAUGAUACUC
This is a messenger RNA of Linum trigynum, 3552 nucleotides long. The record is from the annotation of a GenBank genome assembly. NCBI's taxonomy places the organism in Eukaryota, Viridiplantae, Streptophyta, Magnoliopsida, Malpighiales, Linaceae.